Molecule: messenger RNA, 567 nt
Organism: Somion occarium
Lineage: Eukaryota; Fungi; Basidiomycota; Agaricomycetes; Polyporales; Cerrenaceae
Source: the annotation of a GenBank genome assembly
AUGCUGUCAUCUCAUCCUCUCCACCCCUCUCCAUAUACCCUCAGGCUCAAUCUCAUUAUGCUCAGUCAGGCUGAAAAGGAAGAGACACAUGCGGCUGUCGUUAAGGAGCUCGAGCAGGUGGCACACAACUGGAUCCGAAUCGCGAGAGAGGAGCUUCAGAUUGCAAAGGUCAAAGCGGAAGCUCUCUUGCAAGCUGCGACCGCGGAACGAGACCGACUUCAGAAGGAGAACGUCAGGUUGAGACUCGAGCGUAGUAUCCUCAUUGCCGCUUUAGAACGGGGCCAAAACGGUGUGGAUUUCCAAGAACUCCUUGAUUUCACAAAGAAUGUCAAGGUCACUAUCGAAAGCCGCCUGUAGUGACAGAAGAUGACUAGAUCCGAGCUCCUACGUAAGAGGUCGAACAGCACCGCUGCACAUACUGUAUGAACAUUUGAUAGACCAAUGGAAUUUGCGAGAAAAUCGGGUGGUAUCCUUUGCUAGUUCAUCAAUUCAACAAGUAAAUAUGCCAUGCACAUGCAAAGACCUUGUUUGGAGAUGCGUCUAGGCCUUAAAUACCCUGACUAGGCA